This is a messenger RNA of Saitoella complicata NRRL Y-17804, 1740 nucleotides long. Its product is annotated as flavin-binding monooxygenase. Gene Ontology annotation, molecular function: N,N-dimethylaniline monooxygenase activity; flavin adenine dinucleotide binding; NADP binding. Bases 1 to 1740 code for a protein of 579 amino acids. The transcript has 2 exons. Lineage: Eukaryota; Fungi; Ascomycota; Saitoellomycetes; Saitoellales; Saitoellaceae. The record is from RefSeq and is a predicted model, not a curated record.
AUGAAUCCUCCUCAAUCCCGUCAACCUCCCUCCAACCCCCUCCUCCGCCCGACCAGCAUCGACGCCCCUCCCGCCCCCCUCCGAAUCAUCUGUAUCGGCGCCGGCAUCAGCGGCAUCAUCACCGCCAUCCGCUUCCCCCAACACCUCUCCAACAUCUCCCUCACCCUCCUCGAAAAGAACUCCGACGUCGGCGGAACCUGGCACGAAAAUCGUUACGCCGGUUGCCAAUGCGAUAUCCCCGCUCACUCCUAUCAAAUGACAUUCGAGCCGAAUGUGGGGUGGAGUAAGUUUUAUGCACCUGCGCAGGAGAUCGGGGAAUAUUAUCGGAGGAUGGCGAGGAAGUAUGGGGUGUACAAGUAUUGUCGGUUCAACACGAUUGUUACGUCUGCUGUCUGGAACAGCGAGAAAUCGAAAUGGGUCGUCGGUACGGAAAACCUCCAAAGUGGCGAAAAGACGGAAGAAGAGUGCGACAUCCUCAUCGGCGCAACCGGCUCCCUCAACAACUGGAAAUGGCCCACAAUCCCCGGUCUUGACUCCUUCGCUGGCAAGCUGCUCCAUUCCGCACUCUGGGACGAAUCCUACGAUUUCUCGCACAAACGCAUCGCAGUAAUCGGCUCCGGCUCAUCCGCGAUCCAAAUCGUGCCCGCGCUCUCCUCCCUCCCAGGCGUAGAGCUCUCCACCUUCGUUCGAGGAAAGACAUGGAUCUCACUCCCGUUCGCCGGGGACGAAGCUGUACGCCGUAAUCCAACUGGUCAAAACUACGAAUUCAUGGAGGAGGAGAGGGAGAAGUUCAUCAGAGACCCCGAAUACUACCAUGCUUUCCGCAAAGACCUCGAGAGGGAGUUGAACUUGGCGCAUGCAGUCACGUUCUCCAACUCUGCGAUGCAAAUGGAGGCAAGAGCCUUGUUCAAGAAACACAUGCGAAACAAACUCGCCGCGAAACCGGAGAUUGCGGAUAAGCUCCUUCCCGAAUUCGCCGUCGCUUGUCGCCGUCUCACACCCGGACCCGGAUACCUCGAAGCCCUCGCAUCGCCCAGCGUCUCCUUCGUCACUGACGAAAUCGAGAAAAUAACCUCGCACGGCAUCUUAACCACAGACGGCGUCGAGAGGACCUUCGACGUCCUGAUCUGCGCAACAGGAUUCGACACCUCCUUCAAACCCCGCUUCCCCUUCAUCGGCUCCGACACCCAAAAUCUUCAAGAUCGCUGGUCAGAGCCGGAAAACCACGCAAACGCAUACCUCUCCGUCGCCAUCGACAACAUCCCGAACUACUGGUCUUAUCUCGGUCCCAACUCCGCCGUUGGUAGCGGAAGUUUGACGAUCGUGCUUGAGAGGCAGGGUGACUACAUUAUCGAAUGCAUCAAGAAGAUGCAACGUGAGCGGGUUUCGUCGAUGGUUGUCAAACCCUCCGCCGCGGCGGGUUGGAGUGCGUUCGUGGACGAGUAUUUCCGUACCACCGUCUAUGGCGAGAAAUGCCGAACAUGGUACAAAGCGGGAAGGGAGGAAGGGAGGGUUGUUGCGUUAUGGCCGGGAAGUUGUUUACACGCGGUCAAAUCCCUCGAGCAUCCACGAUGGGAAGAUUACGAUUACGAAUAUCGUCCCGUUGAAGGUAGGGAUGUUCCGCAUAAAUGGGCGGAUUGGCUCGGUGAUGGCUGGACGCACGCUGAACGACUCGAAGGCGAUACGGCGUGGUAUCUCGAUUCCAUCAACUACCCACCCGUUGAUCCGGUGGAGGCGUAG